AUGGACAACCGCCAGUCCAACAUACCUGCUGCCUUUUGUAGUCAUCUCUUUAGGCUCUCAGGGCUGCCUGUCUCGGCGCGUCUCUCAGCCAUGGCCACCAAGUCGCUCUUUGUCGUUGCUAUAGAUUUUGGCACGUCUUACAGUGGCUACUGCUUUUUCCUUGCUUCAGGUACAGACCAGAUCCGCCAGGUGUUUUGGGGAAUGGAGCAUGGGCUGAAGACCGUGGAGACUCCCACCAGCAUCUUGUUCAACCAGAACAAGGUGUUCAGGAAGUUUGGCUACGAUGCUGUGAUGAAGUACAAGAGCCUGCCCUCCAGUGAAGCUGACAGCUGGUACUUCUUCCAGAACUUCAAGAUGAAGCUGUACAACACAGCAGGACUCAUCUCUAAUAUGCUUUCUGAGAAGCUGAUUAUUGCCCUGGAGCCAGAGGCUGCAUCACUCUGGUGCAAACAGCUUCCACAGGAAGGGUUUAUGGCAGACAGCAGUGACAAGAAGAAGUUUGAAGACUCCCCUGGGGUCCAAUAUAUUGUUGUUGACUGUGGAGGUGGCACAAUAGACAUCACGGUGCAUGAGAUUCAAGAAAACCGUUACCUGAAGGAGUUGCACAAGGCAACUGGAGGUGGGUGGGGAGGCAACAGAGUGGAUGAAAACUUCAUUGAUUUGCUCAAGGAGAUAUUCAGUGAUGGCGUGUGGGAUGAAUAUGUAAAGAAACACCCUACUGAAUUACAAAAUAUGAUGUACAACUUUGGUCUGCAGAAAUGCUCUUCUAGCAGGGAGGCAGUGUACCUACGUUGCUACUACAACUUGACCAGGAUGGCAGAGUGCAAGAAGGAAAUCUCCCACUUCUUCAAAAAAGCAAAAGGUGUUGAGUGGUGUGAUGGGAUGAUCAAGAUUACCUAUGAGAAAAUGAAGAGCUUUUUUGACUACAGUAUCAAAAAUAUCAUUUGUACUUUGAGGGAAAUUCUUGGCAAGCCCGAGAUGACUAAAGUCCAGUACAUUCUGCUUGUGGGAGGCUUUGCAUCUAGCAUCAUCUUGAGAGAUGCAAUCAGCGAGGCCUUUGGCAAGAAGCACCAUAUCCUUUGCCCACUGGAGGCCCAAGCAGCCAUUGCAAAAGGGGCUGUUUUAUUUGGUGUCAAUCCCAACAUUGUUACCUCCCGAGUCAGCGCUCGGACGUACGGUGUAAGAGUAGCUGAAAAUUUUGAUCCUACUAUCCAUGACCCCCGUAAAUGAAGGGUGUCAAAAGCUGAUGGCUAUGUUUAUCGCACAGAUCUCUUCCAGAAGUUGGUGGGAAUUGAGGAGUCAGUGGAUAUAAAUAAAGUCUCCUCCUAUACUUUCUAUCCAAUAGAACCAGAUCAGACAGCAGCACUUUUUUCUUUCUACUGUACAGAAAAGCAGGACGCUCAGUACAUAGAUGAGGAAGGGAUGGAAUUGCUUGGCUCCUGUACAGUGCCAAUGCCAGACACAAAGCUGGGGAGGAAACGCCAUCUGAAGAUGUGUGUUAAGUUUGGGCUCACUGAAUUUAAAGCCACAUGUACUGAUGUUACUUCCAAACAAAGUCGGGAAGUUGUAAUAGAUUUUUUAGCUGUGUAA
This is a messenger RNA of Chaetura pelagica (chimney swift), 1590 nucleotides long. RefSeq names its product heat shock 70 kDa protein 12A-like. The transcript is spliced from 4 exons. NCBI's taxonomy places the organism in Eukaryota, Metazoa, Chordata, Aves, Apodiformes, Apodidae. Gene Ontology annotation, molecular function: ATP binding; ATP-dependent protein folding chaperone. The record is from RefSeq and is a predicted model, not a curated record.